Messenger RNA from Striga asiatica, 4483 nucleotides. The record is from the annotation of a GenBank genome assembly. Lineage: Eukaryota; Viridiplantae; Streptophyta; Magnoliopsida; Lamiales; Orobanchaceae.
AUGUCAGCCGAUAUUCCCCCUCAAGCCGAUGACCACUCGCUCGAAAAUGACCCGACACACCGCAUUACUCUAUCGUUCAAAGACCGUCUCCUCGUUUUCGAAGGUGUCCCCACGCAAAAAGUCCAAGCAGCUCUUUUGGUGCUCGGUGGAUUUACGUUCGGCCAAAAAAUCGAGCCUCAAUCUCAAGCCAGAAUAACUAACGCCAAUCGUCAGGAAUGCCUAAACAAGUACCGACACAAACGGGACCUAAGGUGCUACGAGAAAAGGAUAAGGUACAACGUGCGACACGAGGUGGCAGUCCGAAUGAGGCGGAGGAGGGGACAGUUUGCGCCGAAGAAUGGCAGCCCAUUGGGCCCGACUGAAGUGGAGGAGGGCCCAAUUGGGCCAACACGGUGUGGCCAUUGUGGGAUACGGGCCAAGGAGACGCCGAUGAUGAGGAGGGGGCCCGACGGGCCCAAGACCCUAUGCAAUGCGUGUGGGCUUCAUUGGGCCAGCAAGGGGAUGAUGAGGGACCUUUCCAAGAAGCUUCGGCCCAUUGGACACCUCCCCAUUUAUAGGGAUGCAUAUGAGGGUAGUGAUACUGAAAUGGAUGUGGAUGUCCUAAACCAAGUUGGUAAAUUCGUUGUUACUUUUCGUGGAAGCCUUACGAUGACAUGGACUGGGCUCAAUUUGAUAAUGGACAGAGUGGCCAUGGCGAUGUGGAAUAGAUUGAGACAGUCGAAGCUUAAAUUUCAUCUCUUCACGAGCGUACACAAGAGAUUCUUCACUGUAAAUCACGGUACAAUCCUUGCCAAUGAACACAUUAUUCCACACACAGAGAACCGGGUUUCGGGUCAACCCGAUUUAGCAGUCCCGGGCGGGCUACUCGGGCCUCUAGGUGUCAGAUUCUAUGCGAAACCUGCUCAGUCUUUUCAGAAGGAGGAAGAUGAUGACCCAAGUGGGCCGAGGUUGAAUGAGCAAAUCACAGCACCCAUGGUUAGGCUUGUUAGUGAUGAAGGUCACUGUGUGGUAUCGAGGUAUGAAGCAAUGACCCGUGCGAGAAACCUUAAGAUGGAUCUUGUUGAGGUUGAUAGACAUGCUAAGCCGCCUGUUUGCAAAAUUUUCGAUUUUCACAAAGAGAAGUACGUUCAAAAAACAAAGGAGAAGGAGAAGGAGCGUGCUAAAACCAAGGCUACGCUCAAGAAAGGACCCUGUAAAGAAAUCCGUUUUGCUGCUAAAAUUGAAAAAAAUGACCUGAAAAUGAAAGCUGAAUCUGUUAAACGACUAAUGGAGAGUGGCUACAGAGUCAAGUGUACAGCAAUUGAUCCUACUGAAGGGUGUGACUUGCCAACAUUGUUAUCUCGUUUUACUGCUCUAAUUAAAGAUGUUGCCGUCGAGGAAAGUGAUCCAAAGGUCGAAAAGAAACAGGCUUUUGUCGUUGUGAGGCACAUCAAGUUUGGGGCCCCUAAAAAGGCUGGAAAAAACAAAGUCUCUUCACAGAGUGAAGACACACAACCAGACAAAAACGGGCCUGAAACUGCUCCUGUGGCCCCUGACAGUAUUCUGGACCGGGAUGCUGGGCCCAAAAAAUCAUGGGCUGUUUCCGACAAAGAUGAUGAUAUCAGCACAAUUUUCGACAUUAAUGAAGAAAAUCAGCAGCAGGGAAAAAGUCCUUUACUUGAGCAACCAGCAGUUUUGAAUGUGCCAUCAUCAUCAUCACCAUCAGCAGGUAUAAAUCAAACGGGAAACAGAUAUGCAAGAGAUCCAACGGCUGGGAAGCCACCAAGGGUAAAUAAUGGGCCUCAAAUGAGCCCGAACCUGCCUCGUGAAACUUUCAAGCAAGAUUUCUUCAGACCAAAUAUUCCCACUCCGCAAAACAAAAGCUACGGUAUUUUUAGCACGCCAAAGUUGAAUAUCACGCCCAAUGAACAAAACCCACCUGCCGAAAAUAACAGGUACAAGAAAAGCGUUCCACCUGGUUCGGGAAGAAAUCCAACAGGUAAUCCAAGGAUGAACAGAGGCUCUCUUGAUCUUGGAGAGAAAAUUGCUGAAAAGCUCCAAGCUACCUUAGGUUCAGCCUUCGGCUCUCUUGUCAGGUGUAGCUUGGUUAGAAGUCUUGUUACUAUGGAUUUCGAUGAGAUUGAAUAUUUAGAGAAUACUGUUGAGAACCCAGAACUGAAGAAGGAUAAGUCCAACGGGGAUGAUAUGAUGCUUGAUUCUAAAGAGAUGGGUCGGGCUCGGAGUUCAAAGCAUGCAAGUGAUGACGAUGAUGCAGAUGAUUUGGACCGCUCGUCAAAGCCUUCGAGGUCUAGGAAAGAGUCCGAUGAUCGUGGGAAAUAUAGGAGCGAUGAUGAUGGUGAUGAUUUUGAACGCCGGUCAAAGCAGUCCAGGUCAAGGAGAGAAUCUGAUGACCAUGAGAAAGGUAAAAGAGCGAGAAAUGGCUCAUCGAAAGGUGAGAAGGAGAGGCACUCGGGUGGUCGGGAGCACAGAACCCGGGACAGGGAAGAUGGUAGUGGAAAGGAGAGAAAUAGGGACAGAGAUCGAGAUAGAGACAUGGAGAAGGAUAGUGACAGGAAAAGGGAGGGAAACAGAGACAGGAGAGAACGCGAACAUGAUAGAGAAAGGAACCGGGAGGAGGAAAGAGAGAGGUCAAAGAGAAGCAGAAGUCACUUGGAGAGGCAACACGAUGAACGGGGAAGAGAGAAAAGGGGGGACAUGGGAAGCAUGGAUAAAGAUAGUAGAGAAGGACGAAGGGAAAGAGAGUUCAGAGGUCGAGAUCACGAAAGCAGAAAAUACAAAGAGAAAAAGGAAGAUGCCGUGGAGUCGGCAGCUGAUCCUGAGCGAGAUCAGAGAACAGUCUUUGCUUAUCAGAUUACGUUGAAGGCAGGUGAACGAGAUGUCUAUGAAUUCUUCUCCAGAGUUGGCAAGGUUAGAGAUGUACAGCUCAUAAUGGAUCGCAAUACCAGACGCUCCAAAGGAGUUGGACCGACUAUUGCUUUAUUUCAUUCUCGAUUCAUUGAAGAGGCUACUGUUUCUCAUAUGUUCACUUCGAAAUGGGGGCAAGGGUUAAGAUACAUUGAGUUCUAUGAUGCAAUGUCAGUUCCUAUGGCGAUUGCUCUCUCUGGUCAGCCGCUUCUGGGUCAACCCGUCAUGGUCAAGCCAUCAGAAGCUGAAAAGAAUCUUGUUCAGCCUACUCCUGCUGUAACAGGGGGAGGUGUUGGUCCACAUUCAGCUGGAGCUAGGAAGCUGUAUGUUGGCAAUCUGCCAGUGACUAUUCAAGAGGAUCAACUUCGCCAGGUGUUUGAACCUUUUGGCACAAUUGAGCUGAUCCAGAUGCCCACUGACCCUGGGACUUCGUAUUGCAAAGGUUUUGCAUUUAUACAGUUUGCACGCCUCGAAGAUGCAAAGCUCGCUCAAAAUUUAAAUGGGCAACUGCAAAUUGCAGGUCGUCAAAUCAAGGUGUCUGCUGUCACUGAUCAAGCUGGCAUGCAAGAUACUGGGGUCAAUGUUGCUGAUUUUGAUGAUGAUGAGGGCAAUGGCAUGUCCUUGAAUGCACAUUCUCGAGCACUUCUUAUGCAGAAGUUGGAUCGGACUGGGACUGCAUCAAGCAUCAUAGGCUCAUCAGCAGUGCCAGUUGUUGGGCAGACAUCUGUGGCGGUGCUUCCUGGCUUGGCAGCUGCAGGUCUUUCUAUGCCUAUUCCUAACGCUCCAUCCGUUGAUUCUGUUGGUGUUCCCAGUGAAUGUUUGUUACUAAAGAACAUGUUUGAUCCUAGUGUGGAGACAGAGCCAGAUUUUGAUCUGGAUAUAAAGGAAGAUUGCCAGGAGGAAUGCGCAAAAUAUGGGAAAUUAAAGCAUAUCUACGUGGAAAAGAACUCGGCUGGAUUUGUAUACCUACGAUUUGAGCACACCCAAUCUGCUCUUAGUGCACAGCAAGGACUUCACGGUCGGUGGUUUGCUGGAAAAAUGAUCACUGCAACUUUCAUGUCUCCCCAAGAUUACGAGGCUAAAUUUCCGGAUAGCAGCUAAGGAGUUUGCUCAUGUGGCUUAAAAAAUUGACCUCAUCAAUGUUUUGUGAAACUUUGAAUCUUGUUUGGUUGGGAGUAAGAACUUUGUAUCAAUCCAUAUUAUGUGAGGACUGAGGACUGACUCGUCUUUCGUGAUCCUGGGUUUAUUGUUUUCGAAUUUGGGCUAAAAUUUGUGGAUAUGCAACUCUUAGUUACCCUUGUGGUGAAUGGUGGUGAUUAAUGAUUUCCAUGUAUGGGUUUUGGUAGGCUUGAAAAGGGCUGCAAUUAAGGAUGUCUAAAUUUUAUUAUUGGACCUUUUUGUGAAACUUUGCUCACUUAUACUCCUGAUGAAAAGGAAGUGUAAUGUGAUUUUUAUAUGUACCUGUGAUGACUGAUAAGAUACUUCAUUUAAUCUGCAAAAUUUAGUUGUGUAUUUUCUUCAGCUCCUUUAAUCUGGAGCUGAGGUACCGUAUAAUUAAUUUGGUCAAUUAUUGAAAUCU